CACAAUAUCAUAAUAAUACCAGAAUAGGCUCGUCUCUCGCCCCUCCUUCUGGACCCGAAAAUGACGCUAUAAAUUCCAAUGAUUCUUGCUUUACCAACUCUCUAUUUUCAGUCCUAGCACAGAACCCACCUCUCAUGUCAGUUUACUUUGUCCGACCGAUAAAAAAAAGAAGUUAGUCACUUUGAUCAGGUAUCAUCUUUGUGCGAGUCUUCGAGAAGACAACAAGAAAGUAGGAUAACAAUGUUGGCAAUAUUUCACAAGGCAUUUGCACACCCACCGGAGGAGCUGAACAGCCCCGCCUCUCACAGUGGCUCUAGGAAGCCCAAGCUCCCAGAUGAGACCCUCAGAGAGUUCGUCUCGCACCAUCCGAACAACACCUUCUCUAUGACCUUUGGGGACGCUGCUGCUCUUGCCUAUGUCAGGCCUGACAACCCCUUUUCCCUCCGCCAGAGGUUGUUUUGUGGAUUUGAUGAUAUAUACUGCCUGUUCAUGGGGAGCCUGAACAACCUGAAUCAGCUGAACAAGCAGUACGGGCUGGCCAAGGGAAGCAACGAGGCCCAGUUUGUGAUAGAGGCAUACAGGACGCUCAGGGACAGGGGUCCAUACCCGGCUGAUCAGGUGGUGAAGGAUCUCGAUGGUAGCUUUGCCUUCGUUGUCUAUGACAGCAAGAUUGGGACCGUCUUCACUGCACUGGGUUCUGAUGGAGGAGAGAAGCUGUACUGGGGGAUUGCAGGUGAUGGCUCUGUUGUGAUAUGUGAUGACAAGGAAGUCAUAAAGGCAGGGUGUGCCAAGUCUUAUGCUCCCUUCCCCAAAGGGUGCAUGUUCCACAGCGAAGGAGGAUUGAUGAGCUUCGAGCAUCCGAUGAACAAGAUGAAGGCGAUGCCGAGGGUGGACAGUGAGGGCGUGAUGUGUGGGGCCAACUUUAAUGUUGAUAAGUUCACGAGGGUCAACAGCAUUCCUCGCCGAGGUAGCGAAUCGAACUGGAUGGAGUGGGAUUCACAUUAAUUGACUCAAGAUCUCACCCUCGCUCAUCGAUCGCUAGUUACAAAAUCCUUGUCCUUUCCUUGUCCUUGUUCUUCCUAAGCCGGUGCACUCUCUGUAUGUUAGUGAUGAUAAAUGAGAGCUCAUCUUUUCAAAA
This is a messenger RNA of Syzygium oleosum, 1138 nucleotides long. Its product is annotated as stem-specific protein TSJT1. The record is from RefSeq and is a predicted model, not a curated record. The coding region runs from base 241 to 1005 and encodes 254 amino acids. The transcript is spliced from 4 exons. NCBI's taxonomy places the organism in Eukaryota, Viridiplantae, Streptophyta, Magnoliopsida, Myrtales, Myrtaceae.